AUGGCGCCACUUUUAGGCUUGAUUACAGUCGGGUUUAUUGGAAUUCCAGAUUGGAACAUGAACACAAGAGAUAGCAUUCACUAUCUGAAGAUUAAUGCCAAAAUCAACAAGGUUGAUGAUCGAAUAUCUUCAUACAACAUGGAUGCUAGAAAGUUCAUAUCCCAGCUGAUGGAAGUGCCAAAUUCUGAGCAUAAAAUAGAAAAUGAUGUUGCCAUUUCUGACACAUCUUACACAUGCAAGAUACAAGACACUACUGAAUCAAAUUCAGAAACUGAGUUGCUAAGAGUUGAUACAAAAGACCUGGGAGACUGCUCUAACACUAACACUAACACUACUUUAGAGGAUAUUAAAGGUCCAGCAGGGCAUACUGCUAAGUCCGCAAUUGCUGUCAAAAGAUCUUGCAGUAGUUCUGAUGAAGGUAUUCUACAGGCUACAAUGACACAUCAGGCUGCCAUGACAAGGAAUGGAAAGGCUCAUGCAACCGACAUCCUCGAAGGUGGUGGCAAAAAAGGAAACACAAACAAGAAAAGAAGAGGGUUUGAUAUCUCUGUCGCAAAAACUUGGGAACAUUUUGACCAUGUAAUAAUGAAUCUACCAGCAUCUGCUGUUCAGUUUUUAGAUGCAUUCAGGGGAUUGAUCCAGAGGAAAUAUUGGAAAGGACAUCUACCAUGGAUCCACUGCUAUUGCUUCAUUAGGGCAACCGAAACUCCUGAAUCUAUAAUAGCUGUGGCAGAAUCUGCUUUAAAUGCUUCUAUACUAGAUUCAAAAUUUCGUAGGGUUAGGGAUGUAGCUCCAAACAAGGCAAUGUUUUGUUUAAGCUUCAGGUUGCCAGAAGCUUGCCUUUGUGAAGAUAGUCCAUAA
This is a messenger RNA of Vicia faba (fava bean), 861 nucleotides long. NCBI's taxonomy places the organism in Eukaryota, Viridiplantae, Streptophyta, Magnoliopsida, Fabales, Fabaceae. The record is from the annotation of a GenBank genome assembly.